GUCUUCUCUGUUGUGUCGGUGGAGACUCCUGUCCACAUUAAUUAUUUGUGUUUAAUUUGUUCGAUUGUAGAGUUGUGAAGUAAUUAUUAAUUGUGUUUGUGUUGUAUUUAUUUUGUGUCAACUGUCACUGACUAGUGACUGGUCACCGUGAAAUCGGACAGUUGCUCUAGUGCCGUAGCCUAGUACCGAGUGGACAGAAUAAUCGAAUGUAAAAUUAGUAAAACAAUAAUUGCUUUGCUAUUCUAGGUGGUAUUUAGCUGUACACUGUGCGUUAUCAAUUUGAAAUAUAAACGACGUUAAGUGGCACCAGUUCCUUAAAAUGGCCCUUUGGACAGCUGAUAAACAUUUACAUUAGUUUGUGAACGCUAGGUGUCUACCAGUGUUGGGGAAGAAAACUAAACCUGUGGUAGGACUUAGAAUAGUAGUGACUACAGGGGUGAAGCGGUAAUCUCACUCCGGUCCAGUUCCAUGCUCACGUACCGACUGGUCUCCACCCAUUUUCUGAAACAGCCGUAGUUGUCAAGAUGUGCCGUGACAGAGACAUGAACCCCCCGACCCCCUCCAGUGUCUCUGUCUGAGCCCCCCUCCCCCCUCCACCUCCGCCAAACUGUGGAACGUCGCCAAGGGCUGUAUUUGCGGCUGGGGAAGUGAAGACAGCUGCUGUGACAUCAUGCGCCGUCCGACCUUCUGUAACAACUCUGUCGCAGUCCAACCUCCCAGAUCUUCCGAUAAGGAGGAAGGUCGCCUCACGAAGGUAAAGCGAAUGUUUACAAGUUCCCUACGUAAACCUGUGGUCAACAGAGUGUUUGCUGUACCUCUAGAAGAGCUGCCUACAAACAAGGAUCACGUUCCCAAAGUGCUCAUCAAAAUGUCCAACUACAUUGAAUCUUAUGGUCUCCUAGUGGAAGGCUUGUUCCGGUUAUCAGGAGGCAACCCCGCACUGGUGGAGCAACUGAAGGCUUCAUUCAACCGUGUUGGAGACGUUGACUUAGAGACUUGCGCUGAUGUAGCGUCUGUCGCGUCGCUACUCAAGCUGUGGCUGCGCGACCUGCCUGAACCACUGGUGUCGCCUGCGACUACUGCAGAACUUGUCACUCUGGUUCACAAAUAUGGUGGCUCAGCAGAAUGGUGUGGCCAAGCCCGCGUAACCCUACAAGAGCUGCCUCCCCGCCAUGCAGCAACCCUGCGUCACACGCUACAGUUGUUGCACUUGUACAGUCUCCGCCAGCCAGCCAGUGCUGCCAACCUGCCAGCUGUGUUCUCACCUCUGCUGCUGUGUGCCGAGUUCCACGGUAUCAGCACACCAGAGACUACUCACGUCACUGCCUGUCUCAUACGAGACUACAACCACAUUUACUGCGACAAAGUGGGAGAGAGUGUUCCGAACGAGCUGAAACAACGGAAACGCAAGGAACGUCACAACAGCGAUGCAGCCAGUCUAGACCGCAAGUUCGUCAGGUCCAAUUCUGAGGAACGGCCAAGUGUGGAGGAGAAGCAGAGCUGCCAAUCCGACAGCAUACGCCGUGUCAGUAGUCACGAGGACUUUACUACAUCACGAAAACACACACAGAGUCACAACGUUUGCCAGCCACUGCACGAGCGCAACUGGCCAACAGUGACAUCAAACAGGCACGCCCACAAACAGCGGGCUGCGCCGGCCAACAACAACAAUAACAACAACGGCGACAACAACAAUGAGAACGGGCUCAGCCAGCUCAUAGAGUCCAGUCCAUCACCUGGGUACGCCAGUGACUUGUUUGAUGAGAAUGAACAUGAGCGGCGGCGCCAGAGUGAGAGGCAUGCGCCGUGCGUACCGCCUGCUCGUGUGACCCGGCGCCGGCGCAGCACCGGCAAACUUGUGCGUCAGUGGAGCAGUAGUGACGAUCCGGACAGCUCGUCUAAGGAAAAUGAAGAGGAAGGGGCUAUGGUGGUUCAGCCGACGAUGCCGUUAUCAGAAGACGAGUCUCGUAGUACUUCGUCUAGCAGUGAGCGAUCAUUCCUGCAACUGCAUGACGAGGUAAAGGAUCGUUGUCCGUCGCCGGAGGCUACUCCCCCCACUCCUCCACUAGACUUGUCAACGUUGCAUCAACAAGUUGACUCCACCGAGCCACUCACUAGUCUGUCCUUCCGCCACCACCAGGUAGAGGACCGCUUGGUGUCUCCACGUAGCUCCAUCGUGAUGACUCGACGAGUGUUCUCGGACGACACUCCUCAACACGCUUCUGACUCUCACCUCUCUCAAGUGUCCAAGCAAAUCCACAGCCUCAAACGUAAACUGAAGCGCUAUGAAGAAGGCUUUGAGAAGGAGUUUGGCUACAGACCGAGUCAUGCAGACAAGCUUGCCAACCCAGACACCAAAAAAAUGUGUUCCCUCCUCACCAAACUGCGGAAGGAAGUCAAGACAUUAAAAGAAGAAGGGACAUCAGUGCUCGAGAAGGCUUUACAACCUAGUUCAAGUAGCUCGGCAAACUCAAACUACGCCAAUAAAGAAGAAGCUAUUCAUGAUGUUGAAAAGAGACUGAUGGAGAAGCGAAUGACUGGUAAUCGGCCGGAGACUGUCGACGACAUGACACGGGAACAACUGGUAGAGGAGAAGCUGGCAGUACAGAGGGGACUGUUGUACCUGGAGAAUACCUUCGGACGACCCUCAACCCGGGAGGACCGAGACCUGGUGCGGCCGCUAUACGACAGAUACCGUUCUCUCAAGCGGCUACUGGCUAGGAACGCUCCUUCAAAACUGAAAGAGACCGUGACGGAGCUGGGGACCAUCUUGGAGCAUGAGACAAUGGACUUUACAAGCUCGUCUCCGCCUCCUCCCCCCUCCACACCCCCGGUCAUGGUACCCUCCAGCCCCCCUCGCUGCAGCACACCUGACUUGGAGAAUCUGCACGCCCUUCCGUUACAAGAACUGUUGAAGCAGCAGCAACAGACAAGAGAAGAAAAAAAACGACUGCGUCGAAGUUUGCGAGAGUUUGAGGAAGAAUGUCAGAAAACUGUUGGACGCAAACUAUCUCGAGAGGACAGACUUCCGAUGGAGCAAACGUAUGCAGAAUACAAACAUGCAAAAGCAAAACUGCGACUGCUAGAAGCCUUGGUGAUGAAACAGAAAUGAACUGAAACAGACACAACUGAAAAAGACAAAACUGAAUUCUUGUGUGUUUAUAAAUGUACAUGAGUUGCAAACUUGACGAGUACAUCAAACACAAGCGAAGAAGUGUAAGGAUGCGAAUGACAAAGAAUUAAGAGAUGUAAGUGUAACUUACAAAGAACUAUGAAGACACAAGUGUUGCUAAUAUAGAACUCUAAAGAUUCAAGUGUAGCUGACAUAGAAAUAUGAAGAUUCAAGUGUAACUGUACCGAUGAAGAACUAUGAAGAUUGAAGAGUUGCUGAGAAGUGCGGACAUGAUAUAAGUUGCAGCAAAAUAUUCUUGUGAUGAAUUUUAAAUGAAGAGAAGCAGCCUGCAACUACAGCCAGAAUAAACGAACGUAACACAGUACAGUCAUUACAUGAGGUGCGAAGGUCAUUUAUCCCCUGUUGUCUUUUAAAACGUUGAAGGUUUAAGAAUUUUAUGAAGUAGAAAGUGAUUUUUAGUGGCAUUUUUUAUGAUUAGACUAAGUUAGAUUGACAGCUCAUAUCAAAAUUAACGUUACAGUGCUUUACUAAAAACAUUUUGCCCGAGUGAAUUGCUCAUCAGUGAAAAACAUAAACUCAGGAAUUUGUGUUAAGGCCAACGAAGACAUUCAUUUUCAGCCUUAUUCCUGUGGAAAGUCAAAAGCUUUUAUUUACGCUCUCUGUGAAUAGUGAAUAAUUUAAUGUUUUGUAAAGUAAGAAAAAGAACUAUGUUCGGUUGUAGCGUCAAAAACUUUAGACAUGCUUUAAACUUUCAGUGAUGCAAUAAAUAUACCACUAGCUUUCUAUCUUGUUAUUCUUUUAUGUAUAUAAAUACUAAUAAGUUA
Messenger RNA from Macrosteles quadrilineatus (aster leafhopper), 3957 nucleotides. Its product is annotated as protein FAM13A-like. Lineage: Eukaryota; Metazoa; Arthropoda; Insecta; Hemiptera; Cicadellidae. Bases 671 to 3112 code for a protein of 813 amino acids. The transcript is spliced from 18 exons. The record is from RefSeq and is a predicted model, not a curated record. Gene Ontology annotation, biological process: signal transduction.